Molecule: messenger RNA, 2457 nt
Organism: Purpureocillium takamizusanense
Lineage: Eukaryota; Fungi; Ascomycota; Sordariomycetes; Hypocreales; Ophiocordycipitaceae
Exons: 1
Coding region: 318-2219 (633 amino acids)
Source: RefSeq, a predicted model, not a curated record
CGCGUCUUCCGGCGUCGAGCGCCGUCUGACGAUGGCAUCUCUGCAUCUCCGGCGCACUGCCACCCCUGCUGGCCAUUCAACCCUUCUUCUUCGGCACCAAGUCGCCACGGGCAUCCGUUUCCUGGUGUUGGAUCGUUCAAUACUAUGAAAGCUGCAGCGCCCCGCCAAGCGACGCCCCCAUCAGUUGGUCAUCCAGCAACAGACAGCGUCGGUCCGUGCUCCUUGCCGCCCCGGCUGCCGUGCACCCACACCGUUGCCCGUAUCGACGAGUAGACGACGCAUUCGCGAGCGCCACCAGCCACUGCGGCAUUACCGAGAUGCCCAAACAACACACGAUUGUUGGUCGGUCGAUACCCCGGUUCACGGCCCGCCGCUUGACCCUCCUGCUCCUCGGCCUCUCCAUCCUCGCGGUAACUCUCAUCACCACGCUCAUAUCCGCUGUACCAUCCUCUCCGAGCCUGUCUGCCUACGACACCAAGAUAUCCGUGCCCCGGAUCGGCGACCUCAGUGUCCCCCGCAUCGGUGGUUCCCUGUCCAACAGCCCUCUGAACCCUUUUCGACAGCCGGCCCACCCCCCACCGAGCCAACAGAAUGACAAGUUUGCCGGAUCGUGGUGGUGGGCUGACUGGAAGUGGCUGUCGGUGCCUUUUUCCAGCACCGUCACCCUCAACGAGGAUCGUGCGCUGCUUCCUCAACUCAAGCCGCGUCAACCGAUAUAUUGUUACUACGAUGCCUCCGUCAAGAAGACUCGCGACGAAAAGGACGCCGAGAGCGAGCUGCUCCUGACUUGGCGACGUGCUUGGUGGGCGCAGGGCUUUCAGCCCGUCAUUCUGAGCGCCGCCGAGGCCAUGACCAAUCCAUCCUACGACACGCUACAGCGGCUAGAGGUUGAGCCCGGCGUCAGGGUGGACUUCAUGCGCUGGUUGGCGUGGGAGACUAUGGGUGGCGGGAUACUCGCGCACUAUACGUUGCUGCCGACAGUACCCAGGGAGGACCCCGUUCUCUCGUACCUACGCCGUGGCGAGUAUCCGCAGCUCACUCGCUGGAAGGAGAUGGAGGAUGCGCUCUUUGUAGGGCACCAGGACGCGGUCAGCAAGGCGAUACGGGACAUGACGCAGCCCUCCGCGAUCAAGUCUCUCAAGAGCGGCCUGCUCGACGCACCAGAUGGCGUCUUUGAGGUGGAUGAGUCGCCUAUGCCGCUGGCCGCCUACACCCAGGAGAUCAUCUCCAGAAAGUAUAACAAGGUGGCAGACAAGCUCAACCAGGAUCGGGCGGAAGGUCUCCGCAGCCUGAAUAGCCUCAUCAACACUCACCUGCAUGUCGCCUGGCAGAACCGGUUCCCCCACGGCAUCGACGUCUUAAAGCCCCACCCAGAGCAUACCACGACCAUGGUCAGUGCAGCUCUGAAGCUGGCCCGUGGGCUGGCAUCUUGCUUCGACGGUCCAAUGUCUGCCACUUGUCCGCCCAACCUGCCAGAUUGUGCGCCUUGCGUGGCUACAGCGCCCAUGCGUGUCGGCACCCCGGCGAGAUUCCACAACUCGUCACACAUAUUCACCAUCGGCAUAGUCCCCCAUCCCUGGACCCUGGCCCUUCUUUCCAACCUGCGCGAAUCAUUGGACGUGUCUUGGAUCCGCCGCGAGUCUCCACGCGACCCUUGGAUCACGGAUGUGACUCGCAACAUGCUGGGCACCGGCGUGUCCGGGCCGCGACGCGUCAUGACCCUGAAGGAGAUUAUUGCGAGCGAGCACGCAGUGGCGCACUCGCUCUGGCUCGUUGCAGAGAACGAAAUGCCCACCGACAUGAGCUGGUACUUUGGAUUUACCAUUCCCGACAAGGCCCUCGACGAUGGCAAGGCGCAGAGUCCGGUCCCCGCGGACCGGCUCCCAAAGAAGGACGAGAAGAUGCCGGACCGCAGCAACGGGCCUGUAGCCACGGAGGAGGAAAUCGCCUUGGAACCACCUCUGCUGGAGAGGGCGAGGAACGUCGUCGCCCAGACCAAGUCGAGCAGCGAGACGAGGCUGCGUGCCUCGCUGGAAGCCUGGAACAUGGGCGACACGGAGGUGUGGAAGUUUGUGCGUGCCUUCCAAUCGCGCAGGCUCAUGGUGAGGAUGGCGUGGGAGAAGGAAGAGGCAAAGUACAGCAGCGGAUCCGGCACGGAGAAGGGCCGCAGCGCGUGGAACCGGUGGCAGGAUCGCAAAGACGCUGCGAAGCAUGCUUGAGGGGGGGAAGAGUUACGCGCGCGUGGGAACGUUCCUUGCAUUUGCACCAGCGUUGAAGGCAGUAGCAGCUCUCCGGGGGAUCGUAGCUUGCGUAUCUUGAUGUGAUUUUACUUGUAUAGACGGAGGCAGCGAUCACCGUGUCCUGGCUAGAUAUGUGUAUAUUUAUCUCUAACGUGACCCUCGACGGGUCAUGAUAAAAUAGGAAGCGGCUCCUGAACUGGAGCAUGUUGAAUGCCCG